Messenger RNA from Umbelopsis ramanniana AG, 511 nucleotides. RefSeq lists its product as uncharacterized. The transcript is spliced from 3 exons. Gene Ontology annotation, biological process: translation. Gene Ontology annotation, molecular function: structural constituent of ribosome. Bases 65 to 385 code for a protein of 106 amino acids. NCBI's taxonomy places the organism in Eukaryota, Fungi, Mucoromycota, Umbelopsidomycetes, Umbelopsidales, Umbelopsidaceae. The record is from RefSeq and is a predicted model, not a curated record. Gene Ontology annotation, cellular component: cytosolic large ribosomal subunit; ribosome.
AGACGAAUAUAGCCCAUUCGACCGAAGCACUGUGAACUCCCUCUUUUCUUUGUUCAUCCUAGCAAUGGUCAACAUUCCCAAGACCCGCAACACCUAUUGCAAGGGCAAGACCUGCAAGAAGCACACCCCCCACAAGGUUACCCAGUACAAGACUGGUAAGGCUUCUCUCUUCGCCCAGGGUAAGAGACGUUACGACCGUAAGCAAUCCGGUUAUGGUGGUCAAACCAAGCCCGUCUUCCACAAGAAGGCUAAGACCACCAAGAAGGUUGUCUUGCGUCUCGAGUGCACUGUCUGCAAGUACAAGAUGCAAAUGGCUCUCAAGCGUUGCAAGCACUUUGAACUCGGUGGUGACAAGAAGACCAAGGGUGCCGCUCUUGUUUUCUAAAUGCCUUUUCUGCUUUGGAUGUGAAUUGUAUACGAGCAUGCUUAUGCAACUUGAUCCAAUCAACCAUUCAUCCGCAAUAAAACUCUAAAAUCGUCUUUACACUAAAUCAGUUGGAGAGACCUCGGG